AGAACAAGCAGCAAAAUGACAGCAGCCACGAAGCUCCUGGAUGAGAUGUGUCAUCUGAGCGCUCAGUCUCUGACAGCUCUGGACACGUCGGAGCACUUCAAGCUCCUGAAGCUGCUGGGGGAAGGCUCGUACGGGAAGGUCAUGCUGGCCGUACACAAGAAAAGAGGUACUCCCAUGGCUUUGAAGUUCUUCCCUCGCGAGUCCACCUCACUUUUCUCCUUCUUGAGGGAAUACAACCUCUCCCUGGCGUUUUGCACCCACCCGUCUCUGACUCGAGCUUUGGGAAUCGCCUACUUCACUCCUUCGCAUUACAUCUUCGCUCAGCAGGCCAGCCUCUUCGGUGAUCUGUAUGACGUCAUCGUUCCUGAGGUGGGGAUGGAGGAGGACUGUUGUCAGCGGGUGGUGUCCCAGCUGUGUGGGGCCCUGUCCCACCUGCACGCCCUCGGCUUUGUCCACAGAGACGUCAAACCCGAGAACGUCUUCCUGUGCGACUCUGCCUGCCGGUGGGUCAAACUGGGAGACUUCGGCAUGGUGAAGGCCAAAGGAACCAGAGUCCCAGAGGUCUGGUACAGCUCGCCUUACUGCACGCCGGAGGCGGAGGUCGCUCGGGGCAACGAGGACAGCUGGAGCAGCAUGAAUGAUCAGCGUGACGGAGCUAAGGAUGACGAGGAGAAGGAGAAGAAGAGGGUUUGGGCGUCUGUGGAGCCCAGCACAGACAGCUGGGCCCUGGGCGUCCUGACGUACGCCAUGAUCACCGGCAGCCACCCCUGGGCCGAGACGGCCAGCGACUGUCGCUCCUACCUGAAAUAUCAGGAGUGGUGUGAUAGAGCGAAAGGCCCCAGUGAUGAACUGGACGUUUGGACAGAACCACAGAAAACCAGCGAUCCCAACAAAGCACAGAAGGACCAAACCCCCACAGCCCCCCAGUUCACGUGUUUCACACCGCUGGCCUGCUGCUUCUUCCAGUCGCUCCUCAACCCCAGAGCGCAGCACCGCGGUCGACCCGAGGACGCUCUGAGUUACCUGGGAGGGGACUGGAUGGUGGAGAAAGAGAGGGCGAGGCUGGAGGAGGAGAGAAAGAAAAGCAGCGGGAAGGGUGCGGUCAGGCGCAUGAAAGAGAUGGAAGGGAGAGGAGAGCGGUGAGAAACCCAAACAGACUUUAAUGGACUGUUGAUGUAAAGACUUUUUUUAAAUAUAUAUUUUUUUAGUUAAGCAAACU
Molecule: messenger RNA, 1219 nt
Organism: Nematolebias whitei (Rio pearlfish)
Lineage: Eukaryota; Metazoa; Chordata; Actinopteri; Cyprinodontiformes; Rivulidae
Product: serine/threonine-protein kinase SBK1
Exons: 5
Coding region: 16-1143 (375 amino acids)
Biological process (GO): peptidyl-serine phosphorylation; peptidyl-threonine phosphorylation
Molecular function (GO): protein serine/threonine kinase activity; ATP binding
Source: RefSeq, a predicted model, not a curated record